AUGGCAACACAAUUCAUAGACGACAAAGCCCCAAUAUGCAUCCCAUUCAUCCUAAACCGCCUCCAGCUACACCAACAAGCCCACCCCAGCUCAAACUCCAACUCUAAACCCCCGCGUCCCCUCAUCAUCGGCCUCAAUGGCCUCCAAGGCGUCGGCAAAUCCACCCUCGUCGUGCCCCUCGCCGAAGCCCUCAACCGCGAGGGCAUCCCGACCCUCGUCUGCAGCAUCGACGAUUUCUAUCUGACGCACGAGCAGCAGCUUGCUCUGGCGCAUGAGAAUCCGGACAAUGCCCUGUGGCAGGUCCGUGGGGAGCCAGGCACCCACGACAUCCCCCUCCUCAAAUCCGUCUUCUCCUCCCUCCUCACCCACGCACCAACCUCCCUCCCCCAAUACGACAAAGCCCUCUUCUCCGGCCAAGGCGACCGCCUCCCCCCCUCCACCUGGACCCCCAUCAACCAACAACAACCUCCCCAAAACCCCUUUCAAGUCGUCAUCCUCGAAGGCUGGUGCAUCGGCUUCCGCCCCAUCUCCCCCGAAGCCGUCGCCACAAAACACUCCGCCCCGAGCCGCACUCUCCACCAGCACCGUCUGGAGCACCUCCUCGCUAUCAACGAGAAACUUGGUGAAUAUGAUGAUGUGACGCGCUUAUUUGACGCUUUUCUUCAUAUUGACUCGGAGAAUACCGAGUAUGUCUAUGAUUGGCGCCUGGAGCAGGAGGAGCAUCUUCGUCUGACGAGGGGGGAUCCCAAUGCUGGUAUGACCAAGGAGCAGGUCGUAAGAUUCGUCGACGCAUAUUACCCUGCCUAUGAGCUUUAUUCGGAAGGGCUACGAAACGGUCUCUUCACAGACAAGCCAGGGGCUCAAUUGCGGAUGGUGGUUGGGCGUGACAGAAAGGUGAAGGAGGUAAUUGAGAUUUGA
This is a messenger RNA of Trichoderma harzianum CBS 226.95, 918 nucleotides long. RefSeq lists its product as hypothetical. The record is from RefSeq and is a predicted model, not a curated record. Bases 1 to 918 code for a protein of 305 amino acids. The transcript has 2 exons. NCBI's taxonomy places the organism in Eukaryota, Fungi, Ascomycota, Sordariomycetes, Hypocreales, Hypocreaceae. Gene Ontology annotation, cellular component: cytoplasm.